ACACAUAUAUAUACAGAUAUACAGACAGGUGUGCUACUGUACUCUCGCUCUAGGGUUUGGGUGUCUCAUUAAUAGCUUGAUCGAGAGGGACCGUUGUGCCCUUUUGCUGAUUAAUAGUAUGUUGGGAUCAUUUGGUUCGUCAUCUCAUGAGGAGGAGGAGGAGCCGGCGGAGGCGCCGCCGGCGCCGCCGUCGCCCAAUGUGUACCUCCACCACCGCCACCAUCAGAUAAUUCCUCCUCCCCGGAGUUUCGCCUCGCCGUCGAUUCACAUGCGGCAGCUGCUCAUAAGCUGCGCCGAGCUUGUCUCCCGCUCCGACCUCUCCGCCGCGCACCGCCUGACGGCGGUUCUGUCAUCGAAUUCUUCGCCGUACGGUGACUCCUCGGAAAGACUCGUCCACCAGUUCACCAAAGCCCUGUCCCUACGAAUCAGCCGCUACGCCGCCGCCACGAGCUUUUUUCCGGCGCCGGCGAGCGAGAACGAGGAGGUGGUUCAGUCGUCGUACCUGUCGCUGAACCAGGUGACGCCGUUCAUCAGAUUCAGCCAAUUGACGGCGAAUCAGGCGAUCCUGGAAGCCAUUGAAGGGCAUCAAGCGAUCCACAUCCUCGAUUUCGACAUAAUGCACGGCGUGCAAUGGCCGCCGCUGAUGCAGGCGGUGGCGGAGCGCUACCCGCCGCCGACGCUCCGCAUCACUGGAACCGGCGGCGAUCUCGAAAUCCUCCGCCGCACCGGCGACCGCCUCGCGAAAUUCGCUCACUCAUUAGGUCUCAGAUUUCAAUUCCACCCCUUAAUCCUCCUCCCCAACGAAGACCCAAUUUCAGUGACCUCAUCCGUCGUCCUCCUCCCCGACGAAACCCUAGCAGUGAAUUGCGUCCACUAUCUCCACCGCCUGCUCAAGGACCGGGACCGGCUGCACCUCUUCCUCCACCGCCUGAAAUCGAUGUGCCCGAGGGUUCUGGCGGUGGCGGAGAGGGAGGCGAAUCACAACCACCCGAUUUUUCUCCAGCGUUUCGUGGAGGCGCUGGACCAUUACGCGGCGGUGUUCGAUUCGUUGGAGGCGACGCUUCCGCCGACGAGCCGGGAGCGUCUGGCGGUGGAGCAGAUAUGGUUCGGGAGAGAAAUUGCAGACAUAGUGGCGGCGGAGGGGGAGAGCAGGAAGGAGAGGCACGAACGGUUCAGAUCAUGGGAAGUUAUGCUUCGAAAUUCAGGGUUCGUGAAGGUUCCAUUGAGCCCUUUCGCCCUUUCCCAAGCGAAGCUUUUGCUGAGACUCCAUUACCCUUCUGAGGGGUAUCACCUCCACAUUCUCAAUGAUUCCUUUUUCUUGGGAUGGCAGAAUCACCCCCUUUUCUCAGUCUCUUCUUGGCACUAAAACUCAGAUCAGAUCAGAUUAGAUCAUCUAUCAAUAUACCUAUAUCUCUCUCUCUAUAUAUAUAUAUAUGCAAUCAGUUUAA
Molecule: messenger RNA, 1448 nt
Organism: Andrographis paniculata
Lineage: Eukaryota; Viridiplantae; Streptophyta; Magnoliopsida; Lamiales; Acanthaceae
Product: scarecrow-like protein 18
Exons: 1
Coding region: 119-1366 (415 amino acids)
Biological process (GO): regulation of DNA-templated transcription; meristem initiation
Cellular component (GO): nucleus
Molecular function (GO): sequence-specific DNA binding; DNA-binding transcription factor activity
Source: RefSeq, a predicted model, not a curated record